AUGGCAGCGUCUGCGAGCAGCGAUCCCCUGCCGGAUGAUGUCAGUCUGCCCAAGGAGCAGCCAACAUCGGCGUUCUUUGAAUCGAAAACCUUUCGCCUGAUCUCCAUCAUUAUCUAUUUGGGCGGCAUCAGUGGACUGGGCAUGGCUCUCGCCUUCUACUAUCUAAUCUUCUUUGACUCCGGCAUGCCCGAUAUACAUUUGAAGUUUCCCGUCUCAAUUGGCGGGCACCCGGUGCAGAAAGUACACGAGUACCAGUGAGACGCACACAGACAUAGAGAGAGAGAGAGAAAGAGAAACAUCCAGAGAGAGAGAGAGAGAGAGAGAGAGAGAGAGGUAUGUCUGAGCUAAGCUCCCCUAGAACACUCAGCCACUCAGCCUACCCCCUGACAUCGACCAUGUCUAAUUGGAUUUGCCCAUGCACAUUGCUUGCAAGCAAGCUCGAACAAUGAAUACCCUACACUUAAAUAUAUCCAAAUAAAUAUAUAAUUUAAUAUAAAUAUUUAGCAGCUUUAACUCAUCUCAAAAGUUCUGA
Messenger RNA from Drosophila grimshawi, 532 nucleotides. RefSeq lists its product as uncharacterized. Lineage: Eukaryota; Metazoa; Arthropoda; Insecta; Diptera; Drosophilidae. The record is from RefSeq and is a predicted model, not a curated record. The transcript has a single exon. The coding region runs from base 1 to 258 and encodes 85 amino acids.